This is a messenger RNA of Calypte anna (Anna's hummingbird), 3126 nucleotides long. RefSeq names its product signal transducer and activator of transcription 2 (gene STAT2). Gene Ontology annotation, molecular function: RNA polymerase II cis-regulatory region sequence-specific DNA binding; DNA-binding transcription factor activity, RNA polymerase II-specific. Gene Ontology annotation, biological process: cell surface receptor signaling pathway via JAK-STAT; response to peptide hormone; type I interferon-mediated signaling pathway. The transcript has 23 exons. Lineage: Eukaryota; Metazoa; Chordata; Aves; Apodiformes; Trochilidae. Bases 155 to 3010 code for a protein of 951 amino acids. The record is from RefSeq and is a predicted model, not a curated record.
CUCGGGGAGGGGGGGUACCCCUGCAGCUCGGGACAGCUCAGCCUCGGGUGGGGACAUCUGCGGCUGUUGACCCUGUCCCCCCACCAGGACGGGGCUGCCAGCCCGUGCCCGGCAGGAGCAGAGGGACCGGCGGGCCCCCGGUGCUGCAGGCGGCAUGGCCCAGUGGCAGGAGGUGCAGGCUCUGCCCAACGCCCGCCUGAAGCAGAUUGACCAGCUCUACUCCAUGGCUGCUCUGCCCAUGGUUGUGCGACAGUGCCUGGCAGCCUGGAUCGAGAACCAGAACUGGCGCCAGGCGGCUGAGCCGUGCUCCUCCCAUGCCCUGAUGCUUUUCCACUCCUUGCUGGCACUGCUGGGAGAGCACCUGGGCAGCCCGGGGUUGGGGGACGAGGACUUCAUGCUGAAGCACAACCUGCGCAAGGCCCGGCGUGACCUCCAGGAGAAGUUCCAGAAGUGCCCGGAGGACUUUGCCAACCUGGUAGCCAACCUGCUGCAGGAGGAGCAGCGGAUCCUGCGUCUGGAGCAGGCAAGGGGACAGGGGGAUGCUGCCCCAGCACCCAGCACACCCCCACAGAGCGAUCGGCAGCAGCAGAUCCAGCGGCGCUUGGCUGAGUUCAACACAGCCCUGCAGGAGGCUGAACGGGCUUUCCGGCACCUGGAGGACCUGCAGGAUUCCUUUGACUUCUGCUACAAGGUGUACUUCCAGCCAGGCCAGGCCAGGACCAGCGACCCCCAGUAUGCCCAGCAGAUCCAGUCUCUCCAGGCCAAGCUGCAGAUCCUGGACAGGCAGCGUCAGGAGGUGUUGGCACAGAUGCAGCAGCUCCUGGGACGCAGCGAGACCCUGCUGGACUUUCUGCAGAAGGAACUGGAGGCCUGGAAGCAGCGGCAAAAACGGAGCUGCUUGGGAGCUCCCACCGACACCUGCCUGCGCCCACUGGAGACCUGGUUCACAGAGCUCGGCCAGGGGCUCUUCCAGCUGCUGCAGCUGCUGCGGGCGCUGGGGGACCUGCGUCAGAAGGUGACCUACGAGAGGGACCCUCUGAAGGAAAAGACCCCUCACCUGGAGCAGCGGCUGCGGGAGCUGCUCACCUACCUGCUGCAGAGUGCCUUCGUGGUGGAGCAGCAGCCCUGCAUGCCCAACCCCUGCAAGCGGCCGCUGGUCCUGCGCACCGCCAGCAAGUUCUCGGCCCGCGCCCGCCUGCUCGUCCGCCUGCACGACCGCAACCACCACAUGGAGGCCAAAAUCCACAUCGACAGGGACCCCCCCAAGAUAAAAGGGUUUCGCAGGUUCAACAUCCUGACGUCAAGCAGCAAAACCCUCCUGGCAGGGGACAGCCCACAGGAUGGGCUGGUCUGUGACUUCCAGUACCUGACACUGAAGGAGCAGAAGGACAGCAGGUCAGGCAAGAGCAGCAAAGGCGCCAGCGAGGGCCCCCUGGUUGUGACGGAGGAGCUGCACCUCAUCACCUUCACGCUGGCGUAUGCCUACUGUGGGCUGGAGCUGGAGCUGGAGACCUCCACACUGCCCUUCAUCAUCAUCUCCAACAACAACCAGCUCUCCAGUGCCUGGGCCUCCAUCCUCUGGUUCAAUAUGUUCAGCUGCGAGCCUAAGGAGCAAUCGUUCUUCUCCGCGCCGCCCCCGGCGCCCUGGCCGCAGUUGGCCGAGGUGCUGAGCUGGCAGUUUGAGAGCGUGGCCGAGCGGGGCCUGGACCAGAACCACCUCCUCAUGCUGGCAAAGAAGCUCUUUGGUUCAAAGCCAUCUCCAAAGAGCACUGUGUCCUGGCACAAGUUCUCCAAGGACAGUGCCUCUGGCUUCUCCUUCUGGGCUUGGCUGGAUGGGACCCUGGGGCUGCUCCAGGAGCACCUCAAGCAGCUCUGGAAGGAUGGGCUCAUCCUGGGCUUCGUGAGCCGGAAGCAAACGGAGAAACUGCUGAAGGGGAAGCGGACGGGGACGUUCCUGCUCCGGUUCAGCGAGACCGUCAUGGGGGGGAUCACCUGCAGCUGGGUGGAGCACCCCGAGAGCGGGCCCCCCGCAUUCCCGGCGGUCGCUCCCUACACCGCGGCUGAGCUGGCGUCCCUGGCACUGCCCGACAUCAUCCGUGACUACCAAGUGCUGGUGGAGGAGAACAUCCCCGAGAACCCCCUCCAGUUCCUGUACCCCGACACCCCCCGUGACGAGGCCUUUGGGCCCUACUACAGCCAGCGGCAGGACGGGAACCUGACAGAGCAGAAGUACCUGAAGCAGCGCCUCAUCCGUGUGUCCUCCAGGCAGCCAAAUGAGUCCUGGCAGACAGAAGAGGAGUUGGAGGCUGCCACAGAAAACCUGGAGACGCUGCAGCUACAGCCUGGGGAGCUGGGGACACAACAGCCUGGUGGCCUGGGGAUGGUGCAGGUCACAUCUGGGAACCAAGGGAUGCUGCAGGUGGUGGCCACCAGCCCAGGGAUGCUGCAGCCUGAGGGCUUGGGGAUGCUGCAGACUGGGGACCUGAGGACACUGCAAACAGGUUCCCAAGACCUGGAGCCACCACAGCCACCUCAGGUGGGAUUAGGGGUCUCAAAAGUGCUGCAGCCAGGGACUGGGGAGCAGCUGGUGCUGCAUGUGGUCCCCAACAGCCAGGAGAUGAUGCAGGUGGGACCAGGGGGGUUGGGGACACCGAAGGUGCUAACCAGUGGGCUGGGGAUGCUGCAGCCAGCACUGGGGACCAUGGAACCACCGGUAGUCUCCCAGGAGCAGGGGACAUUGCAACUGGAGUCACUGCCCCAGGGGCAGGAGGUGUUGCCAUCACUGGAGCCACACUUGGGGAUACUGGAGGCACUGGAGGUGGUGGAGCUGAUGCCCAACAUGGACAGGGAGCAGGAGGAGCUGUGCCCCAGGCUGGCCAGCAAUGCUGCACUCCUGGAUGCCCGGGACCCUUUCCUGCCACAGCCCGAGGACGUGGCCCUGUCCCCCGUCAGCUCCCUCUUCACCACCGACUUCCCCUCACUCCACAUCGACGACAGUGACUUCCAGUGACUCCUCCAGUGACCCCCCCCCCAUAAAUAAACCUCUUCCUGCCCCAUCUGACCGCGCUCCCUGUGGUCACCAAACACAGGGAGCUGCUUGUUUCCUUCAGACCUUUAUUAGAAACU